Messenger RNA from Misgurnus anguillicaudatus (oriental weatherfish), 4805 nucleotides. RefSeq names its product ubiquitin specific peptidase 36 (gene usp36). Gene Ontology annotation, cellular component: cytosol; nucleus. The record is from RefSeq and is a predicted model, not a curated record. Gene Ontology annotation, molecular function: cysteine-type deubiquitinase activity. Lineage: Eukaryota; Metazoa; Chordata; Actinopteri; Cypriniformes; Cobitidae. Gene Ontology annotation, biological process: protein deubiquitination; regulation of apoptotic process.
UGCUUAACAUUGAUUGGGCGUUCUAAGGUGUCAAUCACAGAUGUACACACCCUUUUAUAAUGCAGCAUGGAGAAGAGAUCGUAACAAAAUGACGGCUUCGCAGCGGAAUAUAGUCUUAACAUCAAACUAGAACAAACGAUCAGCGAUCAUUGUCGAAUGGUGACCCAUAAUGCCCAUAGUGGACAAGCUGAAAGACGCCCUGAAGCCGGGCCGCAAAGACUCCGGUGAUGAGGGCGACCUUAACAAGUUGCUGGCUUCAUCCGCAAAGAAAGUCCUGCUGCAGAAAAUCGAGUUCGAACCGGCCAGCAAAGGUUUCAGCUACCAGCUGGACACACUCAAGACCAAAUAUGUCAUCCUAAAUCCCAAGAAUGACGGAGUCGUUGUGCAAAGACCUCCCGAGUCCGCUCAGAUUAAGAGACAAAUCUCAGAGAGCCUUCUUGUCGGGCAGAGUGAUGGCAUCCCCACACCACAGAAGAUGCUCUUUCCUGUGAACAAGCUGUCAAUGAAGUGGGAGCGGGUGUAUCGGGUGGGAGCCGGCCUCCACAACCUGGGCAACACCUGCUUCCUCAACUCCACUGUGCAGUGUCUCACCUACACCCCACCGCUGGCCAACUAUCUCCUCUCCAAGGAGCACAGCCGAUCAUGUCGUCAGUCUGGAUUCUGUAUGAUUUGUGUAAUGCAGAAUCAUAUCAUCCAAGCCUUCGCCAACACUGGCAAUGCCAUAAAACCAGUAUCCUUCAUCCGGGACCUGAAAAAAAUUGCUCGCCAUUUCCGGUUUGGUAGCCAAGAGGAUGCUCACGAGUUCCUGCGCUACACGAUUGAUGCCAUGCAGAAAGCUUGUCUGAACGGCUAUCCAAAACUGGACCGACAGACACAAGCCACCACUCUGAUCCACCAGAUAUUUGGGGGUUAUUUGAGGUCGCGAGUGAAGUGUUCAGUGUGUAAAAGUGUAUCAGAUACCUAUGACCCAUACCUGGAUAUUGCUCUGGAGAUUCGGCAAGCAAUAAACAUUGUUCGUGCUCUGGAACUGUUUGUAAAGCCGGAUGUUUUGAGUGGUGAGAAUGCUUACAUGUGUGCCAAAUGUAAGAAGAAGGUUCCAGCAACUAAGCGCUUUACAGUGCACCGGACGUCAAACGUUCUGACCCUGUCACUCAAACGGUUCGCCAACUUUAGUGGAGGGAAAAUUACUAAGGAUGUUGGUUACCCAGAAGUCCUCAACAUCCGUCCGUACAUGUCUCAGAGUGUCGGUGAUGCUGUGAUGUACGGCCUCUAUGCUGUGCUGGUGCAUUCUGGGUAUAGCUGCCACGCUGGACAUUACUACUGCUACGUCAAGGCCAGUAAUGGACAGUGGUACCAGAUGAAUGACUCAAUGGUGCAUUCCAGUAACAUUAAGGUUGUCCUCAAUCAGCAGGCUUAUGUUCUCUUUUACCUGAGGAUGCCAGAUAAAAACACGGAUGCUUCAAAUACAAAGCAGAACGUGGUGCAUUCUGCGAGAAGUAAUGUGACCCCCGAGCAGUGGAAGAAGAGCUCACUCAAUGGACCUCCAUCUUCACCACAGGUUACCAAGAGACUUGAUCCAGCUCAGCUGAGAAAAAUCCAGUCUGUGGAUGGUGGGCUGGGUAUUCCUGUGGCCAGGAAUUGUUCAGGGGUCCAGUCACCCAAGAUGUCUAAUGGUACGACCCUCUCCAAUACCUCAACCAAGCCAUCUGGGGGACCCACACUGAUUGAGGAGCCCUUUAAGAAAGCAAAAAAGACCAUACCUCAGUUUCAGCCUCGCAAUGGCCCUCCUGCUCCAGCCAACGGCCUCACCAAACCCAACACGGACAAAAGAAGCAGCAAUGAGGUCCGUGGACUGCCAUCAUCUACCUCACUUAAAUCCCUAUCCGACACCUCUUCAGCUGACACCUCUUCUGAGUCGAAGGAAUGGAUUGGGACGAGGAGCGCUCCUGUUGACGUGUCCUGUGUAAAUGCUCCAGCAUCUCCAGCUAAAAGUGUUGAGCGCGUGAACUCUGAAGAGCAGAAGCUGAUGAAAUUCAAACCACAGGCCCUCACCAAUGUCACAUCAGAGACUGUCAGCACCAUGUCCCCUCCACCCGCCAAACGCCUCGCCCUAUCUGCCAAAAAGGUCAGUCCGCGACAGAGCCCGACCUGCAGCACUGAUGCUCCGCCCUCCUCAUCUCUUCAUUCGUCUGGUGACUUCAGCCCAGCUCCACCACGCAGAGUUACAACUCAUUCAGUCCACCUGCAGUCUCCAUCUUCAUCUCAUCUCUCGAAAAUUUCAAGUCCCCUUAAACCAUUAGAGCCGCCCACCUGUACACAGACCAAUGGAUUUCAGCAUCAGAGUACACACAGACCAAUCCAAAACCACAACCUUCUGCCAUCAGACGCAAGAGCCACACUUAAAAAGAAAAAAAAGAAAUUAAAGCGGCAACAUUCUGAAGUCCAACAGGAGGACGACACCCCUGAAUCUUCAACCCUUAAAGAACCAAAGGCAAAUACUGAAAACCGAAAGAAAAAGAAGAGGAGGAAAAGAGAGGAACAAGUUAACGGUCUUGAGGGACAAAGACAGAGUGCGGAUCAGGAUGAGGAUUGGUGUCUCGGAGGAGAAACCUGGAGCAUCGCUCCUGAGGGCGACCUGCCCAAAUCACCAUCAUUAUCUGUGAGUGAUCAGCGUGUGACCAACGCUGUCCUCAAGAAGAGCAAGAAGACGACGCACAAGGUCAUGGAGUCCAGCAAUGGAGCAGCAAUUUCCAAAAGUGUGAUGAUAGAUGAGGUGAACACAGAUGCUGAAGAUCCGAAAAAGGUGAAGAAGAAAAGGAAAAAAGAUAAAAAUCUGAGAGCAGAAAAAAGCAAACAGAUUGAGAUCAGUGAGGAAAAGUCUCAUCAGAACAGCAAACCAGAAUCACAGAUAAGCACAGCUUCUGUGAUCGUUUGGGACAGUCAGGUUCAGGACGGCUACAAUCGUAAGCAGAUCUGUCAGGAGGCUGAGGGCGUGUCCAGGAAAGGCAUAAGCUCUGUCCCUAUGGGCUGGGAUGGCAGGAAGAGUUGUGAUGUUGUUGAGGAGCUCCUCAGGAGUUCAUCAGAUAAAGCUUAUGGAAGAGAGGUGCUCAGUUGGGAAGGUGAGCCGUCGGCCAUCAGCAGAGAUGCUGUAGAGGACACACGCUAUGCCAAAAGCACUACUGUCAUUGAUGAAUGGGAUGAGGAGUUUGACAGUGGAAAAGUAAAGAAAAUGAAAAAAUAUAAAAAGGAGAAGAGAAGAAACAAAAAUGUCUUCCAGCAGAUCCAAGAGCAUCGUAACAAGUGGUCUGUUACAGGAAGAGGCAGACUUGGAUAUCGACACUGAAAGGUGUAAAACAUGGAUCCUGUUCAGAUUGGUUGGUGUUUUGGAUGAAAAAAGCUGCAGUACUGUGAUCUAUGACUGAGGUCGUCUCCUGAGACUUUAUAGUCACUGUUUAAAAUAUACACCACUAAUACUGGCAUUAUGAUGAUGUUCAUCUUAGAUACUGAAGAAUAAUGCAGUGUCUGUCAGCUCAUUUAGUCAAGAUGAUAAAGACUCGAGAAGGAAAAGUGGCAGCUCAUUGGGAUGUUAUAAUUCUUGCCGACCCUGGUUUAUCUGACCUGACUCUUAAGAAAAAAACUUCUUAAAACAAAGAGGACUUAAAUGCAUCCCCAUGUGUCCAUACUUCUGCUCACUAUUACUUUGUGAUAUUUGAGCGAAAUAAGUCCAGCUAGUGUUAUAGAGAGAUGUGACUGAAUGAAUUGUGUGAUGUUGUUUUUAUUUGCCACAGACUCAUGGUCCUGGUGUUUUACUGGACAUUGCAAUCAAGUAUUGCCUUUGAUUUUUUUUUUUUUUUUAUUGAUUUCUACACAUGGUCGUCUUUGGUCUUUCGUGGUUUUUAUGACAGUAUAAGAAAUCUUUUUAUUAAAGUGUCUCCACUUUCGGUCAGAUUGUGGCUUCUUUUAUGCACAGUGCUGCAUAUAACAAUGCAAUAUACAUCAUCCAUGCAAGAAAAAAAUCCUUGGGCCUUAACACAAAGCACUGUGUUUUUGCCAGGAGGGCUAAAUUUCCUAAUAAUUGGAGUUUUCCAUUAUCAGUGGAAAGCCGAUUUGUUGUCAUCCUGCAUCUCUUUUCUACUCUAUGCAACUUCAUCGAUUCCAUGGACAGCAAUUCUUUAAAGGGUUUAAUCCAGGUAUAAACUAUAGCUGGUCCAAACAUCAUCUCUGUCUCUUCAUGCUGUCAGCACCUCAUUUGCCGUUGACCAAGCAUCCGUGUCCGUUAACUGUACCGUUGUGAAAUGAUUUCAAUGUUUCUACACAAAUUAAACCAUAGGAGCUAAACAACAUUAAGAAGAUUGUACAGUGUACUUUUUCCUCUCUGUGAUCCCCAUCAUUCAUCUUGUUAAUUGCCAUCAUCCUUUCCUUGAAUCUUUCUGUUUAAGAAAAGAUGCCUUGGAUUUGAAUUUUUUUUUUUUUUGUUAAAUUGGAUUAGAAUAUAUUACAAAUUAUACUUGCAAAGAUGUGUUAUUAAUGCACAUUAAUAAAUGGAAGCCUAAUGUAUAAAAUGUUUGUUGAAUUAUAUGCGGGAAAUGUUUUUAUUGUUGGGAAGACUUGAAGCUCAUGGAUGAGAAUGUUGUCAGACUUUACGAUCUGUUCUGUUUAAUCUCUCACUGACAUCUAAAGAACACAGUCAUGGUGUCAUGGUUCUGUAUCUAAUGUCUUUUCUGAUCAAGAGAAGUCGUUCAGUAUUUCAAAUACAUAAAUAUAGAUAUACUGGUGCAAUAAAGUUGUGACUUUUGUGAAAAAUC